This is a messenger RNA of Melospiza melodia melodia, 3036 nucleotides long. It is a transcript of the gene SKA3, whose product is annotated as spindle and kinetochore associated complex subunit 3. Gene Ontology annotation, biological process: mitotic cell cycle; chromosome segregation. Gene Ontology annotation, cellular component: kinetochore; spindle microtubule; outer kinetochore. The transcript has 9 exons. Bases 1 to 1419 code for a protein of 472 amino acids. NCBI's taxonomy places the organism in Eukaryota, Metazoa, Chordata, Aves, Passeriformes, Passerellidae. The record is from RefSeq and is a predicted model, not a curated record.
AUGGAUGUGACCGCGGGCUUCUUCGGCAAGCUGCGGGAGCUGGCCGUCACGGUGGAGAAGGAGGUGAAGCAGCUGGAGCGGGCCAUGCGCGGGGAGGACGCCGACUAUGAAGAUGAAUCUCCGCUGGCAGUCCUGCAUGACCUCCAUGGAGAAAUCAAGACUCAGAAGCAAGAUGUUAGUGCCAGUCUUGGUAAGAUUUGCUCUGAAAAAAAAGCAGUUCAUGAAUUUAUGAAGGCAAGUGAAAUCUUGUUGCAAAGAAAUGCAGCAGAUCUUGGAAAAAUAAGAGAGCUGUUCCAGAAAUAUGGCUACAAACCACAUGUCAAUGACUCUACAGAAGAGGAGGAUGAAGCUAAGAGUGAAUCAGCAAUGUGUGCCCAGAAUAAAUGUGAUGAAGUAAAAGCAAAUGCAGUGCCUCGGCUCUGUGCUCCUGCAGAGGAGGCGGCACUGCCCAAAGACCCGCUGCACGUCCCGCAGCUCUCUGACUUCGGGCUCUCGCAGUACGCCUUCCCCCGGCCCUGGAGCGCCCUGAGGGCACAGCACAGCUCCAGUGCGCGUCAGCUAAAGGCCCAGAGUGACACUCCACUGAGAGUGCCAACGCCUCAGGCUCUGCCCAAAACACCCAAAUGUAAGCUGAAGAUGGAUGACUACGAGUGUGUGACACCGAAGCUUGAGCACUUUGGCAUUAGUGAACAUACCAUGUGUAUGAAUGAAGAUUACACCAUGUCACUUAUUCAGAAAACUUCUCAGGCUAUCAAAAAGUUUGUUAAAAGAGGAGAUGAUAAUGGAGAGAAUUUGCCAGAAAUGACCAUCAAGCAAAUCAUGGUUACUCCUGCAUCAAAAUCAAGUAAGAGAGCUGAGAAUGCAGCAGCUGACUGGAUGGCUUCUCCUAUGGUAUUUGUGUUCUGUACUCCUGAUGUGAAGGACUCUUCCAAAAGAAAUAAUACAGUAUUAUCAAGGUCACCAGAGACCAAGGAACUGCCUCUUCCCAGUCAUGCAGCAACACCACAGUGUCCAGAUUUUCAAACAAGAUGGCUAAAAGCAGAAGCUAAGCAGCAGGUAACACCAGGGGCAAAGCUUGAGUCAGUGACAAAGAAUGAAGCAAAAGAUGCACCAUACAAAGAAGAAAGAAUUCCUUUUGCUGCAAGCUCUCAUGAGUAUCUUAAACAUAGUGAGGACCCUUCCCCUCCCAAACUGGAACACUAUGACCAUUUACUCAAUACUCCUCCACCUCCAGAAAUAACAAGGAUACCAGAUAAUGUUCUAAAGAUGCUUUCCCAAUAUAAUCAUAAGGUAGACUCUUUUAAAGCCAAGAAAAUUGAGACCAAGGCAGGAAAUACUGCAAGAUAUGAAAGUGGUUCCAGGGAUUACAGCAACAAAGAGAACAGAGGAUAUCGUGGAGUUUUCAAGACAAACAUGUGAAAUGAAACUGAAGACCGUGUUGAAACUUUCACAUUCAUGGAUCUUAUCACCAAAUCAUAACAAGUUCAAAAAGCAAAAGGAAACACUGGUGGGAAGAAAGAGCCAUACAGAGAACAGGCUUUUUUAAUGGAGAACAAUUCUUUAUCCAUGAUGUGGAUGUACUUGUUUGAACUAACAGCUUGUGCUUAAUACUCUAUUGACAUUAUUGGCAAAAUGAGGGGUUGUAAAUAUAUUGCACUUCAAAGAAGAAUGGAGAUCCAUGUACAAGGUGGUGCUUCAGUUGUUUGUUGUGUGGGAUUGCAUUUGCAGUAGGCUGUAGAGAGUGCAGUUAGACUGUAAUAAAAGGAAAGUCCAGUAUAUUGCUCUCAAAAGUGGAUAUCUCUGGCUGUUCCAGUGACUCUGCAUCCUUUCAGGGCUGAAGUCUGGUGCUUCAACAGUAUUUGAUAUCUUCAACAGAAACAAGUAAAUUUGUUUUGUAUUGGAAGAGUAAUUCCUGCUUGACUGUUUAAAGCAGUUCUGUGCUUUUAGUCCUUUCUGCAGUGCUAAGAUGUAUCUGACACAUCCCUGCACCAGACUGACUGUUACCUCUCUGGCAGACAGGCAUUUCCCAUGCAGCUUCUUCCUUUAUGCAUCAACAUAGUAUCAGGUGCUAUGCAUCUGGUUUCUUUGUAGCUCUGGAAGGUGACUCCGGCUCUACUGUGAAUCCUUUGAAAUGUGCAAUUGUUACUGGUUAUGUGUAUCUUAAGCUGCUUGGAAGAAUUUGGUGGCAGGCCUGUAGGUGAUUGCUUCCUCUCCUGCUGCUGCCGUGUGUAUUCUCUUCAGUGCUGGUAUCACUUCUAAAUGUGCACAUCUAACCCUGUAGUAGCUGACCAAGCUGAAGUUCUCAGAGCUGUUUGGAACUCUUUUGGUAGUCAUAGGAAUUAGGAUUUUUUUUCUACCAGCACUUUUAUUGUUUUCCACCAGAAAAACCCAGCUCCAUAUCCUUGUUAGGAGCCAGUUUGCUGUUUCCAGUGUCAGCUGUUCCUCUAAGUGACUCCAGGACUGUUCUUACUAUUUGUCUUCCAUUUGAUGACUGAAAUUCUGUCAUUUAUGUGAGGGCAAACAUGCAACACAUGAGAAGGGAGAGACUAUCACAGGAGAUGGGGAUAAGUGGAUGUUUUUCUGAACUCAGCUUCACAUUUUUUUUAAGUCUUCAUGAUAUGCAAAUGUCUAGAGAAGCCCACAAGUAUUUCUUCAUUUGUUUAGACAGCAAGCCAGAUAGCCUUUUAACAUUAAAUGGAACAAGCAGCACUACUACAGGCCUUGCUGUAUUCCCCCUGCCUUCAACUAAUGAAACUCACAAAAGGGCUUAGAGAAGUCUUUUCCCUAAACUUGAGAACAACUCAGCACUCCACUGUGCUUUCCUCCAUUAGGGAAGUGUGGAGCUGUACCUUGCAGUGCUGGGUUUCUCACUGCAAGGCACUUGCAUAAUUUUGCUUGCCUAUUAAAAUUUUCUGCUACACAUUAUUAACUAAUAAUUAUCUUCAAUAUAAUAAUUGAAAUCUUAGAGUCUUCUGGUCUACUCAAGCUGUUGUGACAUGAUACAGGGAUGAGACGUUUUGGAAUAAAGAAAUGAAG